ACUUACUCUCAACAUUGAAACAUCCAAAUAUUGUUACAUAUGUUGAAUCAUUUCGUUCGUGGGAUUCGCAUCUAAAUAUUGUUAUGCAUUAUUGUGACGGUGGUGAUCUGUAUACGAAAAUAAGAGAGAAAGAAUCCGAAAAUCAGUUGUUCGAUGAAAGCAAAGUUAUUGAAUGGUGUGUUCAAAUAUGUAUGGCUUUGCAGUAUAUACAUGACCGACAUAUCGUGCACAGAGAUUUAAAAACACAUAAUAUUUUCUUAACUAAAAAAGAAAUUAUUAAACUUGGAGACUUCGGUAUUAGCAGAGUUCUUGGUGAUGUCGGCAACUUGGCCACGACUAUAAUUGGCACUCCAUAUUAUAUGAGUCCAGAAAUAUUCUCAAAUACACCGUAUGAUCAAAAGACCGAUAUAUGGUCAUUAGGUUGCUGUAUGUAUGAAAUAGUUAACCUUCACCAUGCAUUUGAAGCUACAGAUAUGAAUUCACUUGUUAUUAAAAUACUACGAGGACGCACACCGCAAAUACAUGGGAAUUACAGUGACGAAUUGAAACAAAUUAUUAAAGCUACAUUAUCGAAACGACCAGAGAACAGACCAACAGCCGAAAAUAUUCUGAAAAAUAGAUAUAUUAAACAACAUAUUGUACAAAUGUUAGAAAAUAUUAAACGAAGGCUUGAAAAUGAUGCUCAAAGAAAACAGCUGGAACAACAAAGUCCUUUAACGGUGCCAUCGAAGUCUAAAUUUACAGAUCUACCAUCAACCAAUAAUAUCACCACAAAAAGCAUGACAGAUUUGUCUAUCAGUGAGUCACGCGCACGUCGACGACAAAAAAACAGUGCUAAAUCGCAUUCACCAUCCCAUACUAUAGUCGAGCCAACUACUGCAGUUGCCGUUGAUGCUGACGAUGUAUUCUGGAAUGCAAAUGUACCUGAGGUGCGAGAACAGUAUCCAGUUGAAAAACUACGAUGUUGUUUUGAGCAGCGUGAAAAAAUGAGCGAGGACAAUUAUCAACACUGUCAAAUCAAUAAUGAAUUUACUGGUCUAUCAAAUUCAGCUCCUAAUAUAUCAAAUAUCAAUACGAAGCAAAAAGCAACACCUCCAGUGAAAUUCCUACCAUUGCCAUUAGCAACUGAAACAGUGCCUGUUGAAGAUUCAAAGCAAACGAAUUAUCGUUAUUUUGAUAUUGGUGAUUUGCCAGAUCAAACUUUAUUGCCUAUUACAGGAUAUAAUAAAAAAUCAUUGACCUCGCUUGAAAAUGCUGUUCGAGAUUUGGAACAUCUUCUCGAUGAUAUUCAAGUAAAAAUCAUUAUAGCUAAGAAGAAUGUUCAGAAAUGCCGUGGCAUAUUGUCCAUUGAUGAAUCAGCUGCCAUACAGUUAUAUACAAUGGAGACAUUGCCUCUUGAUCGUUGUCUUUAUUACAAUCUCAAUAAAACUUUACGUACAGCUAAUCGACGGGAAUUAGAGCCAUGGUUUUCGUAUUUAAAACUACUUCUGACAGCAUUAUACAAACUACCAUCUGUUAGACGUACAGUUUGGCGAGGAAUUAAAAACGUCGAUCUCAGUAGCGAAUAUCAAGAAGGACAAUGUUAUACCUGGUGGAAUUUCAGCUCCUGUACAGAUACGUUAACUGUGAUGCAAACAACUCAUUUUCUAGGAACAAAGGGUCUUCGAACAUUAUUUGCUAUUGAAUGUGAAAAUGGAAAAGAAAUUAAGGACUAUUCCUACGUUCGCAAAGAAAACGAAAUAUUAUUGCCACCAGCUAUGUACAUCGAAGUUUUGGGAAAAAUAAAUCCUGCACCUGAUUUGCAUAUCAUACAUGUGCGAGAGACAUCACCACCUUACGUAAUGAUUAGUCCACCGUUUUAA
Messenger RNA from Rotaria sordida, 1862 nucleotides. NCBI's taxonomy places the organism in Eukaryota, Metazoa, Rotifera, Eurotatoria, Philodinida, Philodinidae. The record is from the annotation of a GenBank genome assembly.